Poecilia latipinna (sailfin molly) is the source of this 3554-nucleotide messenger RNA. Its product is annotated as AP-3 complex subunit mu-1-like. The record is from RefSeq and is a predicted model, not a curated record. The transcript is spliced from 10 exons. Bases 659 to 1915 code for a protein of 418 amino acids. Lineage: Eukaryota; Metazoa; Chordata; Actinopteri; Cyprinodontiformes; Poeciliidae. Gene Ontology annotation, biological process: intracellular protein transport; vesicle-mediated transport. Gene Ontology annotation, cellular component: clathrin adaptor complex.
UCACAGAAGACAUGGUGUUCUUCUCCCCCGCUAUGUGUGCACCAGCAAGACACUGACAGACCUGUUGAGCAACCUUUAAAAAAAAACCGGUUCUGAAAAGACUAAGCUUUGGGGGGGAAAAAAACAAUUUGAGCUCAGCUCAGCGUGCGGGCGGAUCGAUUCCUUUCCCCUGCAUCUACAGCUCCUCCUACUGGGGACUGACUGAUUGGAGGCAUCUGAAGAAGGAAGGGCCACGGCAACCUGCCUCUGCCCGAUGAUUGGCUUGCUUCUCAGACUUCUGCUAUGUUUUACUGCACCGCUCUAAGCUUCGUUUCCCCCACAUGAGAAGCGUCCCGAUUACUGCGGCUUAUAUGAAUUAGGUUCUGAUCUGAUUUCUUCAUAGUGAAACGGGGGGAGAAAGAAGAAUGAUAACACUGUCCAAUGCAGACCGCGUGAUCACUUGGCUGUCCUUUGUUGUCUUUGGAGGCUGGCGCAGGAUGGAUCCUGCGUGGACAGUCUCCAGGACACCGGUCCGGGUAUUUCUGAAGCUGGUCAUGCUGAACUAAGUUGUGUUUACGUGGGCAAACAUCUGCAGGCGUCUCCAUCAAAUCUUGUCAGCACAAUCAGCUGCAGUUAGCAGCAAACCAACAACAACCACCUCAUCACUGUUCCUGCUGAGAUGAUCAACAGCCUGUUUCUGAUCAGCCACUCUGGAGACAUCUUCCUGGAGAAGCACUGGAAGAGUGUCAUUAGCAGGAGUGUGUGUGACUACUUUUUGGAGGCCAAGGAGAAGGCAGGGGACCCAGAGAAUGUGGCCCCAGUGCUGCAGACCCCACACCACUAUCUCAUCUCUAUCUACAGGGGCAAACUCUUCUUCCUCUCAGUUACCCAGACUGAAGUCCCCCCACUCUUUGUCAUUGAGUUCCUGCACAGGGUGGCAGAUACUUUUCAGGAUUACUUUGGGGACUGCUCAGAGGUUGUGAUCAAGGAGAACACGGUGACUGUUUACGAGCUUCUGGAGGAGAUGUUGGACAACGGGUUUCCUCUGGCCACAGAGUCCAACGUCCUCAAGGAGAUGAUAAGGCCUCCGACCAUCCUGCGGUCGGUCGUCAAUACGCUCACAGGAGGCAGCAACGUCGGGGGAACGUUGCCUACAGGCCAGCUGUCUAACGUUCCCUGGAGGCGGGCAGGUGUUAAAUACACCAAUAAUGAGGCUUAUUUCGAUGUGAUAGAGGAAAUCGAUGCCAUUCUGGACAAAUCGGGUACGACUGUCUUUGCAGAGAUUCAGGGUGUGGUGGAGGCCUGUGUGAAGCUCACUGGGAUGCCUGAUCUCACCCUGUCCUUCAUGAAUCCACGACUCCUUGAUGACGUGAGCUUCCACCCGUGCGUGCGUUUUAAGCGCUGGGAGUCGGAGCGCGUCUUGUCUUUCAUCCCGCCAGACGGAAACUUCAGGCUCAUGUCGUAUCACGUCAGCUCUCAAAAUCUCGUAGCCAUCCCGGUGUACGUGAAGCAGAACAUCAGCUUCUUGGAGACGGGUUCUUGUGGUCGUCUGGACAUCACAAUUGGGCCCAAGCAGACCAUGGGGAAGUCGGUGGAGAACUUGACGGUCACUAUUCCAAUGCCUAAAUCUGUGCUCAGCGUCAAUCUCACAGCCACUCAGGGAACCUACACCUUUGACUUAACAACCAAGGUGGUCCUUUGGGACGUCGGGAAACUUAACCCCCAGAAGCUCCCCAACCUGCGAGGAAGCAUCAGCAUUCAGACGGGCUCCCCGAAGCCUGAAGAGAACCCCUCGAUCAACAUUGGUCUGCAGAUACAACAGCUGGCCAUAUCAGGUCUCAAAGUGAGUCGUCUGGACAUGUACGGAGAGAAGUACAAACCAUUUAAAGGGGUCAAAUAUGUGACUAAAGCGGGAAAGUUCCAGGUCCGGACCUGAGCGAGGCUGGAAAGCUCAGCAUUCCGAUGCACCAAACAGGGGAGCGAGGGUUACCACACUGCCGAGUCAGCGACAAGUCUUACUAUCUACAUCUGCAUGGUCAAUAAUGAAGAACUCAGCAUUCUAACAGCUAUUUAUUACACUGCGUAAACCAUGCUUGGUAUUGUAUUUUAAAUUUACAUGACUGAAUAACUUUGACCUGCAAAGGGAAGCCUUAAAAUCAAUGUGAUUUCUGUUGAUUGUUGGGUUUAGAUGUAACGCAUCAUAUGGAGAAUUUUCCAUUUGCUGCACGCGUAUUUCUUUAUCUAACAUGCUCAAAAUGUUGCAGAAGGGGAAUAUUUUUUUGCUUUAAAAACAAGCUCCCUGCCUUGCUUUACGCGACAUCUCUUGAACUUGAACAUUACAGUCUGCGCGCUGCCUUAAGAGUUUGAAGGAAUACCUUUGAAAAGGUUUCUACGUGAUACUAGUUAGCGGAUUUUAUUAUAAUAAUUUCAGAUGAAACUUUGGGGAAAAAUGUAUGUACUGCCUACAUUCUGAGUGGUUGCGAUGCAGAUAUGUCUGCACACAUUCAGCGUUUAAUUCAGUGGCCUUGUGAGAGGAGUUGUAAGAGCUCUGUAAACACACACUACAGCACAAGCUGCAAGCUCAGGAGACUUGAGGGAAGUAUGUUGAAAACUGUAUUAUUUAAAGAACACAGUAAAAAUGUGACAUUGGGAUGGUGUGGGUCCGAUUUAGUUAUUCAGGUGUUUUUUUGGGGGAGAGGGAGUAACUGUAGAAACUACAUGUUGUUGAAUCCAGCUGUUUUCUCUGAGCAGAGAAUUUUUAAUCACUAUUAGAAAAAUAUCCUAUUUAAGAAGAUAAUGUAAGAACCUCUAAACCAGAUGCCUUAUUGUAAAAUCUUUAUACUCCUCCUUGUGUGUUUUUUGUUGUCUUUGUAUCCAAGCUGCCAGAUUAGCUUUUUGUUUGAAGAUCCUUUUUGCGGUGCCUUUCUACAUGCUGAAUUUUCUCCUGCUAUUUUUGUGUAAACUUUUAUCCCAAAAUCUAAAUGAGACAUUUGUCCAAAGCUCAAAUGUUGAAUAUGAUGAAGAAAAUGUAAUAAAUUACCUUCCAAUCAUGUGCCACAAAUCUAGAUUUUUUUUUGUUAACAUGACUCAUCUGUUAUAUUUUGAACGCAUCUUCUGAAAUGCAGCUAGUGAUGUUAUUCAGAGAUGAAGUGAGGAAACGUUGCAAAUUGACAUCGGAGGCAGAGAGGAGCGCCGCUUUUCUGACCUCGGUUGUUUUAUGCAUUAAAAACAUGUCGACUCUUGUUUUUAUUAUAGUCUUUAUUCUUUCAAGGCACAGCAGAUGUUGGCAGGGCUACAGGCUAUCGGAGUACAUUCAGAGUGUGGAUUAACGUCUACGACGUACAGCUCCACACGCCGAGUCUGUGACGACUACAGUACGCCUCUUCCCCCCAAAAAGAAAGAAAACGGGUAACAGUCUGUGCUGCAAUUCAGAACUUCAUCCCUAAUCAUACCAGGGACGGCUCAGUAAUAGUGUUAAAAUGAGACUACACACACGCACACUGUCUCAAUGAGACAUGUACAUUUACCCACCCAGUUUUUUAUUUUAUUUUUUUUAAAAGAAUUUGUUAAUGGAA